Messenger RNA from Alexandromys fortis (reed vole), 1993 nucleotides. Its product is annotated as glycine-rich protein 1-like. The record is from RefSeq and is a predicted model, not a curated record. Bases 5 to 829 code for a protein of 274 amino acids. Lineage: Eukaryota; Metazoa; Chordata; Mammalia; Rodentia; Cricetidae. The transcript has 4 exons.
CUCAAUGAACAAGAGGCCGAAGCGCCGAGGUUGGCGAGUCUCUUUUUCCUGGUCGACGAGAGAAAAGAGGGGCGAACACGGCCUUACAAAGAACCCAAGGCCAGCUCGCCAAGUCCUGGGGGCCCCGGGCUGCUUCCGAGCGGAGGCUGGCGCGGGGCCGCGGGCCGGGCCGGGCGCGCGCGGGGGCCUGGGCGCUGCGCGCUCCGCCGGCCCCUGUCCUCCGCUCGCACUGCGGCGCGCAGCUCUCGCUCGUGCAGACUGGGCGUUGCGGAGGCGCGGCGGCGAGGCCGAGGCGGGGGCGGGGGUGCGGAGAGGGGGGGUAAGAGGAGGCGGUGGGGGAGGAGGAGGGUCUGGGGCCCGGCCGGGGAUGGGGGGGGGCGCGCCGCUGGCCUGCGCCCUCGCCUUUCCGGAGGAGGCAGGGAGCUCUGCAGCGGCCGCGGCAGCAGUAAAUGGCGUCAUGUGGAUCCGAGGCGGAACAGAGCAGUUGUUGUCCCAGAGGAUAUAUCGCAUCCGGUCCCAGCUCAUUGGCUCCGCGGGGCUACAUUCACUCACACUCCAGCGCCCGCCAGCGCUCCGAGCCGCAGGAGGCAUUCAAAAGGGCAACCGCGCCGCCCCGCGCGUCCCCAGUCGCUCCUGCAGCCGGGGCGCCGUCACGCGGGGCGCCCGCGGGGCCGCUCUGGCCACCGCGAGGAGGCAGAAUAUGAACAUUGGUGAAUUUCACCUUCUCCAGUCUUUGCUUGAGGGUGGUGAAGAAGAUUGGAACAGUCUGAUUGGAGUUGUGUUGAACAAAAUCUCAGUGGUACCAGGGUGGCAUGUGGCCAGAGGAUGACAUGGAAUAUCUGUGCCUUUCCCGUGGAGUGCUGGGAUUUUACAGCCUUUCCUUUGCUAAAAGAUGCUCAGAAAGUGGCUGGUUCAAUGAACUACAAAGAUGCUGGUGCCCUCCCACAGCCUCAGCAGUGCCUCUUCUGGGGAUCUCUGGACUUCGGACCACAUUUCGGGGUGAGACAGGGAAUGUGGAUGGAAAGAACUCUGUGCAGACUUGCUCUCUGGACUCUUGAUCUGCGGCCACUCCCAUAGCUGUGAUGUCAUUUACACUCAGUAUCUGACUUUGUCACUCUGCCCCGGAGAAGGGAAAAGAGAGCAAUCUAGAAUGCUUGUGUUGACUUUGUGGAUGACAUAGUCAAGAACCUUCCUUUUGCAACUGCCUUUCCUGUGACUUUGAGCCAGGCUUUUGACCUCGUAGCCCUUGGUUUCCAUCAUGAGGAAUGAAGGCCAUGGUGCUAUGUGUGUUCUCUUACUUUAUUACAAAGUGUAGUUACUAGAAGAUUUUCCUGCACAUUGAAAGCCUUCAGCAAAGAAAAUGUAACAAAACACAAAUCAGACAGAUAAUCUUUUCUGUUCCUAGGAGCUGGGAAGGAAGCCACAGCUCACUAACCACAUCCUUCUCCUCCAGAAAUCACACAUUGUAAUCCAAUAAGAUCUUUCCUCUGUUAGCCUUGUAAGUUUCCCCUCUUUAUUUUUGUCCCUUCCUCCAUCCCUUUCCCAAAGCAGUUCCUUCUUUUCUAUGUAGAAGACCUUAGUGCUCUACCUUGGGAUCAAAGUUCAUCACAGCUGACAAUGGUGAAGACCAUUUCUAGUAGGGCCAGAGACAAACAGGGAGGGCACCGGAGUUCUAGGGCUGCUUGGAAAGUCAUGGAAAAGGAUGUGCUUGCUGCAGCAAAUUCACUGGGCUCAGAAACAGACCUACAGAGGUAGCAGUUGGCUAGAUGAGACUUUGGCCUCUCAUGUGUACUUGUGUCCCCGGACCACAUAUUUAAAGGAAACUCUUUGCAAAGGGAUGAUAUGGGAUAAGAGUUGGAAUCCAUACAGAAAUCCAAGGCAUCUUUGUAGUGAUAGGAGAGGCGAGGCUGCGUCCCCGGCACCCGGCCACCCGCAUGGCUAGCUUAUGCCCCAAAAUAAUUACACGGAAACUGUAUUCUUUUAAACAUUGUCU